AAAAACACGACCUCGAACCACUGAGUUUACGAACCCAUCGCACACAGCACCACAUCCUCCAUCGGCACCUAAGUCGUAACGUAAGUCGGGUCUUAACUCCAUCGGCACCUUAGGACUCGCCGCACCACCUUGUUUCUCCGCGUCCCUCCCUUUCGCUCCCUCUGCUGUACCCGCUCCUCGUCCGGCCGUCGGAAAUAGUGAGUCUCUCUGCCUCUUCUUUAUAACUUCGGCGUCAGACAACGGGCUCCUCCGACGGCGGUCUCUCCUCAGCGGCCUUUCCACCUACCCUUCCGCCACGGGGCUCAGGCGCGUUUGUCUUCCUCCGGCCGGCGGCAGCAGCUACAGAGGAAGUAUAUAGUGUGUGAAGAAAGAUAAAUCCUCCCUCAGAUCUGGAAUCGUCUUGUACACUCGGCCAGACUUUUUGAAGACGGACAAGUGGCGGCCCUAUCCUCCCUCAGAUCGGUUGGAAACUUGUAGGCUCAUGAUUCCAUAUUCUGUGCAAAUACAGAUGCGCAUUCGAUGGGGCGCUCUUGUCCUAGCGAAGCGGGCGGUCUCUUCCUCACCUCAACUCAGUCGGAGACUAAAGCAAACAGAGAAUGAAAUCGUUCGGAUGUUCAAGCUUCCGAGCCUUGAAAAUGGCGGCAUGAACUCGCUGACGGUCCGGGAUCGUCAACGCCUAGGCCGUCCGUUGGAUGAGAGGUUCUUGAGAAUAUUGAAGAUCUUUAAAUGGGGGCCGGAUGCGGAGAAGGCCUUGGAGGUGCUGAUGCUGCGGGUUGAUCACCGGCUAGUCCUUGAAGUCCUGAAAACUGAUGUCGAGAUCGGUGUGAAGAUGCAAUUCUUUCACUGGGCCAGCAAAAGGAAGAAUUUUGAGCACAAUGCAGCAACGUACAUGGCCUUGAUUCGCUGCUUGGAUGAAGAGGGAUUGUUUGGCGAGAUGUGGAGAACUAUACAAGAGACGGUGAGAAGCCCUUGCAUAAUUAUGCCGGUUGAGCUUUCGGAGAUCAUUCGCAUCCUUGGUAGGGCGAAGAUGGUGAAUAAGGCAUGCUCGAUCUUUUAUCAGAUAAAGAUUCGCAAGUGUGAGCCGAAUUCUCAUGCCUAUAACAGCAUGAUCAUCAUGUUGAUGCAAGAAGGCCACCAUGAGAAGGUGCAUGAGCUUUACAAUGAGAUGUGCAAUCAGGGCAACUGUCUUCCUGACACGGUGACUUACAAUGCGCUGAUUAUGGCAUUCUGCAAGCUAGGUCGUGAGGAUUCGGCUUUUAGGUUGCUCGAGGAGAUGAAAGAAAACAAGUUGCAACCUACUACAAAGAUCUAUACUACCUUGAUGGAAAUGUAUUUCAAGUCGGGGAAUGCGGAAAAGGCAAUGAAUCUGUUGCAAGAUAUGAGGGAUCAGUGUUGUGUGCCAAAUGUUUUCACUUACACGGAGUUGAUAAAGGGCCUUGGGAAAGCUGGAAGAACAGAAGAGGCUUAUGAAUUUUUUCUUCAAAUGCAAAGAGAAGGUUGUAAGCCGGACAUAGUCCUAAUGAAUAAUCUCGUGAACAUCUUGGGCAAGGCUGGGCGAUUGGAUGAUGUUGUUAAGCUGUUUGAGGAAAUGGAAAGUUUACACUGUCUCCCUAAUGUGGUUACGUACAAUACUGUCAUCAAGGCCCAUUUUGAUUCCAAGGCACGCGUGUCUGAAGCUGCUUCCUGGUUGGAGAAAAUGAAGGAAAAAGGAAUCGAACCCAGUGCAUUUACUUACUCAAUUCUUAUCGAUGGGUUUUGCAAAACAAAUCGAGUGGAGAAAGCCUUGAUGCUUCUUGAGGAGAUGGAUGAGAAGGGCUUUCCUCCGUGCCCAGCAGCCUACUGUAGCUUGAUUGAUGCUCUCGGGAAAGCAAAACGUUAUGAUGCAGCAACUGAAUUAUUUCAGGAACUAAAAGAGAACUGUGGUUCUUCCACCUCUAGAGUCUAUGCCGUGAUAAUCAAGCAUUUCGGUAAGUGUGGCCGUCUGAAUGAUGCGGUAGCACUUUUUGAGGAAAUGAAACAACUAGGGUGUGUCCCCGAUGUCUAUGCCUACAAUGCCCUCAUGUCUGGUAUGGUAAGGAUGGGAAUGAUGGAUGAAGCACAGUCGAUGCUUCGAGCAAUGCAAGAGCAGGGUUGCGUUCCAGAUAUAAAUUCUCUCAAUAUCAUUUUGAAUGGCGUGGCAAAGUCAGGUGGACCAAUACGUGCCAUGGAGAUGCUCUCAAACAUGAAACAGUCCAGUUUCAAGCCAGAUGCUGUGUCAUACAACACAGUUCUCGGUGCUCUUAGCCAUGCUGGAAUGUUUGAGGAGGCCGCUAAACUGAUGAAAGAAAUGAACUCGAUGGGGUUUCAGUACGAUCUAAUUACAUACUCAUCAAUACUCGAGGCAAUUGGAAAAGUCGAUGAUGUAUCUGCUAAUUCAGUUAGCUAAAGGCCGUGUACGAUUCUCCUUCAUCUUUUCACCGGCUUUAGCUUAUAUAUAUAGCUGGUUUCACGAAACUCUUGUUUUGUUCUGGUAAGUAUCAUUACUGAUAAAAGAAAUGCUUUACAAUUGUUUCAGCUAAUUAAUCCAUAAAACUUCUCCGAAA
Messenger RNA from Musa acuminata AAA Group (dessert banana), 2582 nucleotides. Its product is annotated as pentatricopeptide repeat-containing protein At3g16010. NCBI's taxonomy places the organism in Eukaryota, Viridiplantae, Streptophyta, Magnoliopsida, Zingiberales, Musaceae. The transcript has 2 exons. Gene Ontology annotation, molecular function: protein binding. Bases 482 to 2425 code for a protein of 647 amino acids. The record is from RefSeq and is a predicted model, not a curated record.